AUGUCCGAGAAGCAGAUCAUUAAGAAUCUGAUAGUUGUUAGUUUUGGAUUCCUGUGUCUUUUCACCGCUUUUCAGUCCAUGUCCAACUUACAGAGUAGUUUAAACAAGGAGGAAGGAAUAGGAACUUGGAGUUUAGCUACAAUUUAUGCCGCCUUGGUUGUCUCGUGUAUGUUUGUACCGCCGAUCCUGAUUGCUCAUCUGGGAUGUAAAUGGACUAUACCGCUAUCUAUGGGUGGCUAUCUGCUGUACAUGGCAGCCAAUUUCCAUGCCAUAUGGGGUACCAUGAUCCCGGCUGCUAUAAUAUUAGGACUUGGUGCAGCACCACUGUGGUCAGCUAAAUGUGCUUAUUUAACAGAAAUUGGAGUAUGGUAUGCUAGAGCUACGGGAAACACAGAUGAUGCUAUUAUCAACCGAUUCUUUGGUAUUUUCUUCUGUUUGUUUCAAACAAGUCAGAUUUGGGGAAAUCUUAUAUCAUCCACAAUAUUCGCACCAGAAGCUGCAAAUGGUUCUGAAUUAAUUGUGUUUACAGAUUUAGAUAAGUGUGGGGCUAAUUUUGAACCUUAUGCUCCUUCAAAUAAUACGAAUCUCAAGAAACCAGAACAAUCAAAGGUCUACACAUUAUGCGGGGUCUAUGUUGGCUUUGCUGCAUUAGCAGUUAUCAUUAUUGUGUUUCUACUGGAUAAAAUCAAUCUAGAAAAAGAUGAAAAACGACAAGGGAAACCGUCAGCCAUGCUGUUAGUUGCCACAUUCAAACAUCUCUUAUCUUCAAAAGCACAGAUGCUAUUAAUACCUUUAACAGUUUAUUCUGGUGUGGAACAGGCGUUCUUCGCUGGAGAUUUUACUAAGUCGUAUAUAACAUGUUCUAUAGGGAUAUGGAAUGUAGGCUAUGUUAUGAUCUGCUAUGGCGUGGUAGAUGCCAUAUGUUCUUUCGCAUUUGGACAGUUGGUGCAAUUUAUUGGUCAUAUACCAUUCUUUAUCUUGGCGUUUUUGGUGCAUGGUGGGGUUCAGAUAACCUUGUUAUUCUGGAUACCAGAUCCUGAUAGACUUAUCAUAUUUUAUGUACUAGCAGCUUUAUGGGGAAUGGGGGAUGCUGUUAUACAAACACAGAUUAAUGCCUUCUAUGGAAAUCUUUUCAAAGGACAUGCAGAGGCUGCUUUCGCGAAUUACAGACUGUGGGAAUCUGCAGGUUUUAUUUUUGCCUUUGCCUACAACAAUUACCUUAGGACUGACAUUAAAAUUUAUGUUUGUAUGGCGUUUCUGAUUGUGGGAAUGGUCGGAUAUGGCACAGUGGAAAUUAUGGAAAGAUCAAAAUCUAGCAGAUCAGUAGAAAUUACCAAAUCAUAA
Molecule: messenger RNA, 1344 nt
Organism: Lottia gigantea (owl limpet)
Lineage: Eukaryota; Metazoa; Mollusca; Gastropoda; Lottiidae
Exons: 6
Coding region: 1-1344 (447 amino acids)
Source: RefSeq, a predicted model, not a curated record